GCCAGCACCAGCCCAGCUGCACUGGGGGCUUCCUUCCUUCCAGUCCCAGUGCCAGGCGAGGGGGGAAGAGUGCAAAGUGGUGCAGGAGCACUGGCAAUCCAAAAGCACCAGGGCAAAGCAGUGCCACUUGAACUGGGAAAGAGGAGACACAGUUUCGGCUACCCCUUUUAAAAAAAAUUCUCUAUAUAUAUCUACCCAACAAGGGUCAAUCUCUGAGAAACAGGUUUUUUUGCGAUUUUUUUUUUGUGUGGGGGCUAUCCCAAUUCUAGUACUUUUUUUUUUUUACUACAGUUUUUUUAAUUUUAUUUUUUUUACCCUCCUGGUGGAAAAGCGCACUUGCCAAUUUGCCAAGCACUCUGGAAAGAGGGAAAGAGAAAAGUGUCACUGGCGGUACAUAUCCUCCUAAGUUCAAGAAGAGAUCUGGAAGUCCAAGUGGCAGAAGCAGUGGAGAAAAGACAGUGUGUGAAACAGAAAGAGAAAAAGAGCGAGAAAGAUCUUUUCCUGAUGAUGAUGAUGAUUUUUAAUUGAGAGGGAAUCCCAUCCAGUGCACCACAGCAGCAACAAAAAGGAGGCUUUUUUUCUCGUUUUUGAUUUUUUUUUGAGAGAAGAACUCGAUAAAGAAGAAGAAGAAUAAAGAGGGGAAAAAAAAAAGAGGAGGAGGAUCGGCCCCCCAACACAUCCUCCCAAACCAGUGCAGCUCUCCAGGCGAUGCCAGUGUAAAUGCCAGGGCAAUGUCCCGUCGCAAGCAGGGAAACCCGCAGCACUUGUCACAAAGAGAGAUUAUCACACCAGAGGCUGACCAUGUGGAACCGGCACUGGCCGACGAGGACGAGAGCCUGGCAAUAGCAGACCCAGGAGGCAUCAGCAUCGCCGCAGGCGGGACAGACCCCGACUUGUUAACCUGUGGACAGUGUCAGAUGAACUUCCCGCUGGGAGACAUCUUGGUUUUUAUAGAGCACAAGAGAAAACAGUGCAAUGGCACUGGUGGUGUCUGCUAUGAAAAGAGCAUGGAUAAGAGCAGCCCUCCCCCCUCCUCACGCGCCGAGCUCAGGAAAGUGUCAGAGCCAGUGGAAAUCGGGAUCCAAGUCACACCCGAUGAAGAAGACCGUCUUCUCACGCCUACAAAAGGAAUUUGCCCCAAGCAGGAGAACAUUGCAGGGCCGUCCAGGCCUGCAAACCUGCCGGGGGCUCCCAUAGCUGCCUCCUCCCACCCUCACACAUCCGUGAUCACGUCACCUCUCCGCGCACUGGCCUCCCUCCCGCCCUGCCUUAGCCUGCCCUGCUGUGGUGCACGUGCAGUCUCAGUUGGCGGGACUCAGACUGAGAUUCAGACUGAGACGUCAGGCACAUUUGGAUGUCAUUGUCAGUUGUCAGGUAAAGAUGAGCCUUCAAGCUAUAUUUGCACAACAUGCAAGCAGCCUUUUAAUAGUGCUUGGUUCUUGCUUCAGCAUGCCCAGAACACACAUGGAUUCCGCAUCUACCUGGAAACAAGCCCUUCAAACAGUUCCCUUACUCCACGCAUCACCAUCCCUCCUCCUCUGGGACCGGAGACUGUUGCACAGUCCCCGCUGAUGAAUUUUCUUGGAGACAACAACCCUUUCAACCUUUUGCGCAUGACAGGACCCAUCUUGCGUGAACACCCUGGCUUUGGUGAGGGUCGGCUCCCAAACACGCCUCCGCUGUUCAGCCCACCGCCUCGUCAUCAUCUGGAUCCACAUCGCCUUAGUGCCGAAGAAAUGGGGUUAGUCGCCCAGCAUCCCAGUGCCUUUGACAGAGUUAUGCGUUUAAACCCCAUGGCAAUUGAGUCCCCAGCGAUGGAUUUCUCCAGAAGGCUUCGAGAGCUGGCAGGAAACAGUUCCACUCCUCCGCCAGUCUCACCCAGUCGCACCAACCCUAUGCAUCGUCUGUUGAAUCCUUUCCAGCCGAGCCCUAAAUCACCUUUUUUGAGCACCCCGCCACUGCCCCCCAUGCCCCCCAGCAGCACUACGCCUCCCCAGCCUCAGGCCAAGAGCAAGUCCUGUGAAUUUUGUGGGAAAACUUUCAAGUUCCAGAGUAACCUUAUUGUGCACCGGCGCAGUCACACAGGAGAAAAGCCCUACAAGUGUCAGCUCUGUGACCAUGCUUGCUCUCAGGCCAGCAAGCUAAAACGCCACAUGAAAACGCAUAUGCAUAAAGCUGGCUCCAUGACAGGCAGGUCAGAUGAUGGCUUGUCCACCACUAGUUCCCCCGAGCCAGGCACAAGUGAGCUCACUGGAGAAGGACUGAAAUCCAGUGAGGCAGAUUUCAGGAAUGAGAGCGAUCCUUCUCUGGGCCAUGACAACGAAGAAGAGGAAGAGGAGGAGGAGGAGGAAGAGGAGCUUGAAAAUGAGAGCCGACCAGAGUCAAGCUUUAGUAUGGACUCAGAGCUGAGUCGCAACCGAGAAAAUGGCUCCAAGUCGCUGCCAGAUGAGAAAUCCCUCGUCCUGGGAAAAGUCAUCGAGAAUGUAAGUCUAGGUGCCAUUCAGCAAUAUAAUGACAUGUUAGCUGAGAAACAGAAGAGGAGUAGCUUCAUGAAAAGGUCCUCUGACCAGCGAGACUUGUGUCCUCGAGAUCUCUGUCAGAGAGAUCCGGGCGACGAAGACUCAGUGGUAGGAGAGCUGGACCGCACUGAGGAAGGUACGGUCAAUGGAAGAAACUUUGGCCCGGGUGAACCUUUCCCAAACUUGUUCCCCCGCAAGCCAACACCUAUCACGAGCCCCAGUUUAAACAAUUCCUCUAAAAGAAUAAAGGUAGAGAAAGAUUUGGACUUGCCACCAGCAACGAUAAUACCUUCUGAAAACGUUUACUCCCAGUGGCUGGUAGGAUAUGCAGCAUCGCGGCACUUCAUGAAGGAUCCGUUCCUCGGAUUCACAGACUCCCGACAAUCCCCCUUCGCGACCUCUUCCGAGCACUCGUCGGAGAACGGGAGCCUGCGUUUCUCCACUCCGCCAGGGGACAUGCUGGAUGGGGGGCUCUCAGGGCGCAGUGGCACGGCGAGCGGAGGCAGCACCCCCCACAUCAGUGGACCCGGCCCCGGGCGACCCAGUUCGAAGGAAGGACGCAGGAGCGAUACAUGUGAGUACUGUGGCAAGGUCUUUAAGAACUGCAGCAAUUUGACGGUACACCGUCGGAGCCACACUGGAGAGCGGCCUUACAAAUGUGAGCUCUGCAACUAUGCAUGUGCCCAGAGCAGUAAGCUGACGCGCCAUAUGAAAACGCAUGGCCAGAUAGGGAAGGAGGUCUACCGCUGCGACAUUUGCCAGAUGCCCUUCAGUGUUUACAGCACCCUGGAGAAACACAUGAAAAAGUGGCAUGGAGAACAUUUGCUGACAAAUGACGUCAAAAUUGAGCAGGCAGAAAGAAGCUAA
Messenger RNA from Cinclus cinclus, 3386 nucleotides. RefSeq names its product BCL11 transcription factor B (gene BCL11B). The record is from RefSeq and is a predicted model, not a curated record. Gene Ontology annotation, molecular function: DNA-binding transcription factor activity; RNA polymerase II cis-regulatory region sequence-specific DNA binding. The coding region runs from base 732 to 3386 and encodes 884 amino acids. Gene Ontology annotation, biological process: positive regulation of transcription by RNA polymerase II. The transcript is spliced from 4 exons. Gene Ontology annotation, cellular component: nucleus. Lineage: Eukaryota; Metazoa; Chordata; Aves; Passeriformes; Cinclidae.